This is a messenger RNA of Fusarium verticillioides 7600, 546 nucleotides long. RefSeq lists its product as hypothetical. NCBI's taxonomy places the organism in Eukaryota, Fungi, Ascomycota, Sordariomycetes, Hypocreales, Nectriaceae. Bases 1 to 546 code for a protein of 181 amino acids. The record is from RefSeq and is a predicted model, not a curated record. The transcript has a single exon.
AUGGAACAGAAGUUCCUUGACGACGUUGCGGAGUCAAACCGAGAAUGGAGAUCCCUUAUAAAGGGAGGGAGUGGCAAUCAACUCCUCGCCAAGCCACUGUGGUUUCGGUCAUUCAGACAAGAGUACUUUGCUCAGCAGAAGGAUUUCUGCGAAGCGAUCGGAGAUCGAGUGGCGGUUAAACUCAAGGGUCAAAUCGCGGAUGAGGUGACCACGAAAAUCAGCGGCCUUAUCCGUGAGACCCUUCAACAGGUUACCGCACCGCUAAGCGACGGUCUUGUGAAGUGCAUCGAGACGAUGGAACACCGCCAUCGAGAGUCUGCCGACAUAAUCCAGAAGAUCGAAGAUGUUAAGGUAUCAAGAGUUGAUGUCCGCAAAAUGAGUCAAGUACUUGAUGAUAUCAAUGCAUCAAGUCAACUGCAGCUACAGGCUUUCCAAUUUCAGGGGGUAGCAAUCAACCAGCUGCUCCCGACAAUUAAAGAUCAUCAGGAGAAAAUCGACCAACUGAAUCAGAAUGCGAUCGAUAUUGAAGCAUACCUUGCUGAUUAA